This is a messenger RNA of Adineta ricciae, 258 nucleotides long. Lineage: Eukaryota; Metazoa; Rotifera; Eurotatoria; Adinetida; Adinetidae. The record is from the annotation of a GenBank genome assembly.
AUGAGAAAAGAAAAUGAACAAAAAUUUAUCUGUAUGUCAAACUGGUAUUUGAUAAUCGUCGGAAUUACUUGUUACAUACCGGGUAUGUUUACAGCAACAACUUAUUAUUCAUCUGCACUAACGACUAAGCAUUCACAAUUGACACCCAUUACUGAUGAAGGUCCGUAUUAUUAUUAUGAAGUUAUUCAAAUAAUUCCUUCUAUAUCUAAUACAUAUACAUUUGAAAGUUUCGUCGGAAAUCUUCGAGCGCAACGAUAG